Molecule: messenger RNA, 1626 nt
Organism: Wallemia mellicola CBS 633.66
Lineage: Eukaryota; Fungi; Basidiomycota; Wallemiomycetes; Wallemiales; Wallemiaceae
Exons: 7
Coding region: 1-1626 (541 amino acids)
Biological process (GO): positive regulation of proteasomal ubiquitin-dependent protein catabolic process; protein polyubiquitination; ubiquitin-dependent protein catabolic process
Cellular component (GO): cytoplasm; ubiquitin ligase complex
Molecular function (GO): zinc ion binding; ubiquitin protein ligase activity; ubiquitin conjugating enzyme binding
Source: RefSeq, a predicted model, not a curated record
AUGAGCGAAGAUAGCGACAACUAUGAUAUGGACGCUGCAUCAUUUGAAGGCUCAGAUAUCGUAGAAGACUAUCAAUCCAGUAACCCUUCAGAAGCAUUCUCAGAUGAGGAUGUUGAUAUCGACGACAAUGACGCAUUCAAUCCCAGUGAAGCUUUAAAACCAAAGAAAUCAAAGUUUGACGUUGAUUACAAAAUAUACGGUAUUGAUGACAUUAUCAACAAUCAACAAUCAGAAACUGACCAAGUUUGUAACAUAUUUGGAUUACAGCCCCAAGAUGCUAUCAUUCUCCUUCGACACUUUGGCUGGAACAAGGAGAAACUUAUUGAGCGCUACAGUGAAGACCCGGACAGGAUAUUGAAGCAAGUUGGUUUGGCUCCGGGCACUUCAGCCGCCGCACAGUCUGAUUCACGUGCCAGCCCUUCACGCUUGAAGAGGGUCAAGGGAUUCACCUGUGAAAUCUGCUUCUCUGGCUCUGAAGAUGCUUCUAUUCAGACACUAGCAUUAUCUUGUGGCCACAGGUUCUGCUCAGAUUGCUGGAAAAUGCAUUGCGAGGAGAAGAUAAAUGGUCAGGGUGAAAGUCGCAAGAUUGAAUGUAUGCAGAGUGAUUGCCAGCUCACUUGUGCAACAAAGACUGUUAUGAGUGAGCAAAUUAUUGGCCAAAUAGUUUCAGAAGACGUCUUCCGGAGAUAUCAGAACCUUGCAAAUAAGACAUAUGUUGAAGAUAAUAGGAGAGGUUUGCGUUUUUGUCCAGGACCUGAUUGUGAAAACGUGAUCGAAUGUCAAGUUAGAGGUUCUGAUCUUGAAUCCUAUAUCCCAAUAGUACUUUGCAAAUGUGGACAAGUCAGCUGCUUUGGCUGUAGCUUCAACGGGGACCAUAGACCGGCUUUAUGUGGUGUAACAAACCUUUGGGUAAAAAAGUGCGAGGAUGAUAGUGAAACUGCUAAUUGGAUUAGUGCAAACACAAAAGAAUGUCCAAGGUGCCACUCAACGAUUGAGAAAAACGGUGGAUGUAAUCACAUGACUUGUCGCAAGUGCCGUCACGAAUGGUGUUGGAUUUGCAUGGGUGAAUGGAGUGCACACGGUACCAACUAUUACAAUUGCAAUCGUUAUGAGGAGAAGUCAGGUAAAGAUGCACGCGAUGGCCAACAAAAAAGUCGGGUUUCUUUGGAGAGAUAUCUUCAUUAUUACAAUCGUUAUGCAAAUCAUGAGCAAUCAGCUCGUUUAGAUAGAGAAUUAUAUACAAAGACUGAGCGCAAGAUGGAUGAAAUGCAAAAAUCUACGUCUCUUACAUGGAUAGAAGUACAAUUCGUUAAGAAAGCAGUGGAAACAGUAACGAAGUGCCGUAUGACAUUAAAGUGGACUUAUGCAAUGGCUUAUUACUUAGAGCGUAAUUCCAUGACAGAACUUUUUGAAGACAAUCAAGCCGAUUUGGAAAAAGCUGUUGAAAACUUGUCUGAAUUGUUGGAGAAACCGUUAGAUGUUGAAACGAUCCCAGAUUUACGCUCGCAAAUGCAAAAUGCUACAAAUUAUGUCAAGUCUAGGCAAAUUAUACUGCUAGAAGAUACUUUACAAGGUCAUUUGGAGGGUAGGUGGACAUACCACGCCGCGAUCCCAUCUAUUGCAUAA